This is a messenger RNA of Panonychus citri (citrus red mite), 4773 nucleotides long. RefSeq names its product endoplasmic reticulum transmembrane helix translocase-like. The transcript is spliced from 14 exons. Gene Ontology annotation, biological process: intracellular calcium ion homeostasis. Gene Ontology annotation, cellular component: endoplasmic reticulum membrane. Lineage: Eukaryota; Metazoa; Arthropoda; Arachnida; Trombidiformes; Tetranychidae. The coding region runs from base 421 to 3993 and encodes 1190 amino acids. The record is from RefSeq and is a predicted model, not a curated record. Gene Ontology annotation, molecular function: ATP binding; P-type ion transporter activity; ATP hydrolysis activity.
UUUAAUUGUUUUUUUCUUCAAUGGAUUACAAUUACUUUUACAAUUGAAAAGUUUAAUCAUUUCAGGUGCUGUCAGUUUACUUUGAAUGAUUUUUGUUGCGAAAAAUUUGGAUACAAAUUGUGAGAUAAAUACAAUUCAAUCUCUGAUGAUGUAAUUCUAAUUUAAUUUGGCUCCUUUCUAGGAUUAUCCAUAUUCUUGGUUGAUGUUUAAAACUCUAAUUAACAUCUGACAUCGUUUAAUUUUCUCUUCCAUCUUUCUGGUUCAGUGUGUUGGUAACAUCUUUUGCUAUCUCUGUCUUCUUUUCUUCAUCUCUCUCUCUCUCUCUCCUUUUUUCUUUCUAUUUGGAAGAGACUAUUUUUUUCUCUCUCUUCUGUCUAUCGUGCGUGUCUUUUCUCUACCUGCCUACCACCUUCCUCAAUCAUGGCAAAGAUCAGAGAUUCGGUUGACGAAUUGGUUUCCCAUGUAUCAUGUUACAAUUCGCGUCCCCUUCUUUUCCAUUUGUACCUGGCCCCUUUUCUGUGUAUCUAUGUUUUUCUCAUCAAUCUUUGGUUUGUUAAAUAUUCUACAACUGAAUCUCAAGAGAUUUGGUUCAUUUGGGUGGCUGUUGCAGUUAUCUUACAAAUACUUACUUACCUUUUCUGCCAUUGGUCAGUAGAUGUAAAUUGUUUCCUUGCCUUUAGUAAGGUUUCCCAUCCAUCUUUAGGAGAAUUUGCUAAAGUUGUACCAACACCUAAUAAUGGAUCAACUGAAUUGGUGCGAUUAUGUCGAUCUAAAAUAUCGGAUGAUAAUAGUGAAAUUUUAUGGUUUCGAUUUCAAAAGACUAAAUAUAUUUACAAUGAGAAAGAUGGACAGUUUGAGGUUCUCAAAUUUCCAGUUAAUUUAAAUCUAUCCUUUUACCUGGAAUGGAAAGGGCACCAAGAAGAGAAUGAACUUUCCCUUGCUGAGAAACAUUAUGGUAAAAAUGAUUUGGAAAUGGUUGUACCUGAAUUUAUGGAACUUUUUAAAGAACGAGCAACAGCACCUUUCUUUGUUUUCCAAGUUUUCUGUGUUGCUCUUUGGUGUUUAGAUGAAUUCUGGUAUUAUUCUCUAUUCACUCUAUUCAUGUUAAUAGCAUUUGAAUGUGUUCUUGUUCAACAACAAUUGAGAAAUCUUUCCGAAAUUCGUAAAAUGGGAAACAAACCUUAUCCAAUUCAAGUUUACCGUAAUCGUAGAUGGAGAUCAAUUCCAAGUGAUGAACUUGUACCUGGUGAUAUAAUCUCUGUAAAUAGAUCUCAAAAUGAUAAUCUUGUUCCUUGUGAUCUUUUAUUACUUCGAGGUUCAUGUAUUGUCGAUGAAUCUAUGUUAACCGGUGAAUCUGUUCCCCAAAUGAAGGAACCAAUUGAAAAUGUUAAUGAACUUGAUCGACCUCUUGAUGUUGACGCUGAUGGAAGACUUCAUAUCCUCUAUGGAGGUACCAAAGUUGUUCAAAAUACUCCACCCGUUAAAUCAACCACCGGUAUUAAAGCUUCUGAUGGAGGUUGUACUGCCUACGUUUUGCGAACUAGUUUCAAUACAUCCCAAGGAAAAUUACUUCGAACUAUUUUGUUUGGUGUUAAACGAGUUACUGCCAACAAUUUAGAAACAUUUGCAUUCAUCUUAUUCCUAUUGGUGUUUGCAAUUGCGGCAGCAAGUUACGUUUGGAUUAAAGGAACUGAAGAUCCAAAAAGAAAUCGUUAUAAACUUUUCCUCGAGUGUACACUCAUUUUAACUUCAGUCGUUCCUCCAGAGCUUCCAAUUGAAUUAUCUCUUGCUGUAAAUACUUCCCUUUUAUCUCUAUCAAAGCUAUUUAUUUUUUGUACUGAACCUUUUCGCAUUCCCUUUGCCGGUAAAGUUGAAAUUUGCUGCUUUGAUAAAACUGGUACUUUAACCAGUGACGAUCUUGUAGUUGAAGGAAUCACCGGAAUCAAGGGUCAAGAAAAACCAUCGACGAGUAUUAUUCCUGUUACCGAUGCUCCUCCCGAGACUAUUCAAGUUUUAGCCGCUUGUCAUUCCCUGGUUCAAUUAGAUGAUGGUUUAGUAGGUGAUCCUUUAGAAAAGUCAAUUCUUUCCGCAAUCGAUUGGACACUUACCAAAGGCGAAGCUGUAAUACCCAAAAAGGGUAAACAUCCGGCUGUUAAGAUUUUCCAUCGAUUCCAUUUCUCAUCUAGUCUAAAGAGAAUGUCAGUUAUCGCUGGUUACACACCAACUGGAUCCCAAGGAACUACUUAUUUAGGUUUAACGAAAGGAGCACCCGAAGUACUUCGUAACAUGUUUACCAAAGUUCCUGAAAAUUAUGAUGAAAUUUACAUCUCCAUGUCUAAAAAAGGAGCUCGUAUAUUAUCAUUGGGCCGAAAAGAGAUGGGAAAUUUAUCUCAUCAAGAAUUACGAGAUAUUACUCGUGAUGAUAUUGAGAAAAAUUUAGAAUUUGUUGGCUUCAUUGUGAUUUCAUGUCCACUCAAAAAAGAUUCCAAAGUUGUGAUAAAAGAGAUCAUUGAUUCAAGUCAUUAUGUCAUGAUGAUUACUGGAGAUGGACCUUUAACUGCUUGUCAUGUUGCCAGGGAACUUAACUUCUGUAGAAAUGAUGACACUUUGAUUUUAACAUCUUCUCAAACAAAGAAUGAAACCCAAUGGAAAUGGAAAGGUAUCUACGAUGAAUCUGAACACGAGUGUAUACCAAAUAUGAAAAGAGAGUUUUAUCAAAAUUAUGAUCUUUGCCUUACCGGUGAUGGAAUGAAUUAUUUACUCGAGAAUCAUAAUAAAUUUUUCUACUCAAUACUUCCUCAUAUUGUUGUUUGGGCUCGAGUUGCACCUAAACAAAAGGAAUUUGUUAUAACAUCAUUGAAAAGUUUAGGAUACACAACAUUAAUGUGCGGUGACGGAACUAAUGAUGUUGGUGCUUUAAAACACGCUGAAGUUGGUGUUGCAUUACUCACUCAUGCUCCUCUUACACCGAAUGAUUUUAAACCCCGGAAACCCAUUGAUGCAGCAGCUAUUGGUUCAAAUCUAUUCCCAUCUUCUGAUUUAAACUCUCCUGGUAAUCGUAAUAGAUUAACUCGUCGUGGUGAACCAACAAGGGAUAGAUCAAGUUUAUUAGGUUCUAGUCAACGAGCCCAACCACCGGCUACUCGAGCUGAAAGAUAUGCUGAGAUGCAGCGGAAUCUUCAGAAAAUGUUACAAGAAAUGGAUGAACAAGAAAAGGCUUCAAUUGUCAAAUUGGGUGAUGCAAGUAUUGCCGCUCCAUUCACAUCAAAAUUAUCUUCCAUUCAAUGUGUUUGUCACAUUAUUAAACAAGGACGAUGUACCCUUGUUACCACACUUCAAAUGUUCAAAAUUUUGGCUUUGAACGCACUUAUUUUGGCCUACAGUCACAGCGUCCUUUACUUAGAUGGAAUUAAAUUUAGCGAUGGUCAAGCAACACUACAAGGUUUCCUUUUGGCUGGUUGCUUUCUUUUUAUAUCUCGUUCAAAGCCACUAACGGUACUUUCAAAGACUAGACCAUUAGCCAAUAUUUUCAAUAUUUACACCAUAUCAACAGUCAUGUUACAAUUUGCUAUUCACUUUUGUACCCUAAUUUAUCUGGUUCGAGAAGCAAACGCCCGUACACCUCCCAAAAGCGAUGAAUUUGCCAACUUGGAAUCAGAAUUUCAACCAUCUCUUUUAAAUAGUACAGUUUAUAUAAUUUCAGUUGCACUUCAAGUGUCAACUUUUGCUGUCAAUUAUAAGGGUCAUCCAUUUAUGGAAAGUUUGAGACAAAACAAACCCUUAAUGUAUAGCAUUUUUGGCUCUAUCAUUGCGGUCAUCGCUUUAGUUACCGGCUAUUUCCCUGACUUAGCCCAACAAUUUGCUAUUGUUGAAUUCCCACAAGAAUUCCAAGUGGUCGUAUUAACCGUAUUAGGAGCCGAUUUAACUUUAGCUUUUGCUAUUGAUAGAACAUGUGAAUUUCUAUUUGGAAAAGGAAGAUUAAGAAAGAUAUAGACCCUGGUAAAUUUCGGAUAUUAAACAAUUAGAUAAAAAAAAAGUCUAUUUAAUUAACUAUUUAAAUAUCUUGUAACAAUCUAUUUAUACCUGUUGUUUGUACCUUUGAUGUUGUCAAAUAAUCCGUCACAAUCUUGAGGUGUCACUAAGAAACCAUUUAUAUAGAUACAUGUACUUGUCAAUUUGAUUUCUUUUUCUUUGACAAUUUCAACUGAAUCUCAAACUUUCUUCACCACAAUCAAUUGAACAAACUGAAGUUAUCGUUUUUAUGAUUCAGCCAAAAUUGAAAAGGAAAAGGAAAUACAAAAAAAAGUCACCAAAUUAUCCUUCCCUCCCUCCACCUGAUCGUUAAUCAUUAAUUAAGCGGAAUCAUUUGUUUUUACAAUUCAAUGGGAAAUCCCUGUGAUCUGAUGUGUUUAAAUCCUCUCCUCAAUGGUGAUUAACAAAAGUCUUGACCGAUUUGAUGUCCAGUUAUCACUUCUCAAAAUUUUGCCUCUAAUCUGGAGAUAAAUUAAAUCAAACAAUCAAUUAACCAUCAAAUCUCAAUUUAAAAGUUUCAACCAAUAUAUUACAUUGGAAGCAGCAAACAAUACAAACUUGGCCUUUCAGCAAGUUUAAACUAAAUCCAAUCAUUCAAAUCAACUUUUGGUCAUUAUCAGCCUAACAAAAUUGUUGACAAUUACAGUCAACAAUUAAUUAUGAUCAAUUUUUGACUUUUAAUUGUUUCUUUUUUACCAAAAAAAAGCAAAAUUUAUAUUAUAAGUUUUUGUUUUAUCUUGA